AUGAAGCCGCGCGAACGAAGCGCGCGGCCUCACUGUCGGCAUCCCUCCAAAUGCUUGGGAGCUCUCUUUGCCUGUUUGGCGGUGCUGCCUCACGGGCACCAGAACCUGGUUGGUGCGCGAUCACCCUUGGCGAUCACACGAUGGAGGAGCCUCCUGCCAAGGCACAGCCAGUCCUCGGGAGAGGCGCUCUGGCAGGAGGCCCUCCAGGCGGAGCGCAGCCGCUCAGAGCUGCUGCUGGGCAAGUUCGAGGAUCUCGAGGGCCUCGGGGCGGCUGACGCCCAAGACCGGCGCAGCUCUUUGAAGGAGGAGCUCUUGGGCUUCCUCAAGGAGGAGCUGCCCAAGACGCAGGCUUCCUUCGAGAAGCUGAAGGCCUACAACGACGAGCUGGACGAGGCCCUGCAACUGCUGCAGAACCCGCGCCGCAAGACCAGUGCACCCUCCUUCGUGCCAACCUCGGGCCGCCUCGCCGGAGAUCCUGUGACUAUUGACAUCUUGCCGCCCGUGCGCGAGACAGAUGGCCCUGCACUGGUGCCUGGCGCUGCGCACGUGCGCGUCUCGCUGCCUCUGAAGGAUAAUUCCGAGCUGAUGUGGGGCUCAGACCUGACGCCUCUUUACGAGCCUACUGGUGCACGGCUCAUGUGCUUUACGGCCUUCCUGCCGCUGGGCAUCCGUCUGUGGAGGCCCCUGGAUGUGCCAAGAAUAGAUGCCGACCUCGUCGUGGUGCUCUCGGUUGACCCCAAGAGCGAGGCUGAGACAUUGGGCAUUCAGGUGGGAGACAUUGUGAGGGCCGUGUCUUUCGUGGGGGCGGGCCCAGAGCCUGGCUGGCUGGACAAGAUGCUGGGUGCGGAGGCGAUGCCCAUGCAGCAGGUGAUGAAAUGCGAUGGCCGCUCGGCCGCCGAGGCUGGCAAAAGGGACGGUUGCUUUGACACCUCACUGUCCGAAGACCCCUUCACAUGA
Molecule: messenger RNA, 957 nt
Organism: Symbiodinium sp. CCMP2456
Lineage: Eukaryota; Dinophyceae; Suessiales; Symbiodiniaceae
Source: the annotation of a GenBank genome assembly